This is a messenger RNA of Pisolithus orientalis, 1398 nucleotides long. RefSeq lists its product as uncharacterized. The record is from RefSeq and is a predicted model, not a curated record. The coding region runs from base 1 to 1398 and encodes 465 amino acids. The transcript is spliced from 10 exons. NCBI's taxonomy places the organism in Eukaryota, Fungi, Basidiomycota, Agaricomycetes, Boletales, Pisolithaceae.
AUGCAGCAAAAAAACAAGCUACUCAUUGAGAAAGUUAUUUUUCAGGCACAAUUAGAAUACAAGAUAUUCCAGAAAUACGAGAACAUGUGGCCAGUUUUGCAAUUAGAGAAGAAAGCUACAUCAAACCUUGAGGACCCAUUGCAACUAUAUGAAACACAGUGCAGGAUUGGGAAACAAAAAGCAGAAGAGAUUUGUGGUGACAAAGAAUCAGAUAUUUGGGAUGCUAAUGAGGAUGCAUCCAUCAUUGACUUUGAUUGUCUGCACUCAGAAACAGAUAGCCUGAGUGAAGCAAGUGACAAUGACAUCAGUGAAGACCCAUCAGAAGAUGGGCACAACAGUGAUGAUGACAAUGAAGACAAUGACAUGGUGCCAGUCAAGAGAAAGUCUACAAACCUACCAGCCUCAGAAAUCAUAAUGAACAUCCAAGUCAUCCUUGAAAAAAAAAAGUGCAAAGAAGUAUCAGAAGAUGAGCAUGGUGGUGAAAGUGAUGAAGACAAUAAUCUGGCACCAGUCAAGAGAAAAUCCAUCACACCAGCCUCACUGGAACACACUAAGCAUAGCAAGAUGUCCAAGCCCUCUGGAAACAGUAGUGGGACAUUACAGACCACUGUAGGACACUCUAUCAAGAUCAUGAAUGUGAGAUUGCCUCCAAGUGAGGAUGAGGACAAGGAUGACACUGAUUAUCACAACCUCACUGCCACUGAUGACUGUCCCAUCACAAGUCACCAGCUGCUAAAGAUGUGUCCUGGAAUGGACUGCAAAGAUGCUAUCCCCAACAGUAUUUCCAACCAGCUCAAGACUGCCUUGUCCACCUACAUUGGCCUCAUCAAGGAAAGGAAGACCAAUAUUCAUUUGGAGAUGGAUAUCUCCCUCAAGGAUGCAGAGGCAAAAGGUUGGCCAGCCAUGAAAAUCAAGUUCAAAGAUAUUCCCUCUCACAUUUUGGAAAUGUAUGAUGAACUCAAGAAACUCUUGUUUGAUGUGGAAGCACACAAGAACCUCUGGCUCUGGACCUGUUUUGAAGCUGACCUUGAAGUGAAUCAUUACACAUUAGCACAGUUUGCUCAAAUCAAUAUGGGAAAACUCAUGCUGCAGAUAUACCUAACCUACUUUGUAAUUCCCCAUGUCAUCUGUCAGUUUGUCACUCAAGACUUCAGCCUUUUGUUGACCAUGCCCAUGCACAAUAUCAUGGUAGAAAGUAACAAUGUUGGCAAACUGAUCAAUCCCAAGCAUGAUGAUGAUGAUGAGCUCAAUCAGAUCAAACAUGCAAUGACAUUUGCUCUUAAACAGAGAAACCUCAAGGGCCAAACAAUCCAUGAUGCUGCAAAGGCACUGGUUGCACUUCAGUAUGCAAAAACAACUGAUGUUCUGGGCACGAGUGGCAUGCAUUUUUUACUUUGA